UGUUUUACGGCUGCUGCCAGAUGUGAAACACACCCAUGUUACAGGACCGCACCUCACAUGACUCAGCUCAAAGCAACCAGGAAACGGGCUGUUCCUCUUCCUAAGAGAAGAGCACAGACGAUCAGACUGAGUUCAGACCAAACUAGCAGCUUCCUCUGAGUGAGUCCAGCUACAGGAGAGAAAAGUGGAAAACUCCAACACUGCUGCUUCAAGCUGCUGACGCUCCACACACUGAAUCUUCACUCACAGACUCAAUGGCUUCCAGAUCAGAGGAGGAUCUCUGCUGUCCGGUCUGUCAGGAGGUCUUCAGAGAUCCUGUUCUUCUGUCAUGUAGCCACAGCUUCUGUAAAGACUGUCUGAAGAGAUGGUGGAGAGAGAAAGGGGAACGUGAGUGUCCAGUUUGUAAGGAAAUAUCUUCAAAGAAGCAUCCACCUUUAAACCGAGCUUUAAAGAACCUGUGUGAGUCGUUCUUACUGGAGAGAGCUUCAGAGGCUCUCUGCAGUCUGCACUCUGAGAAACUCAAACUCUUCUGUCUGGACCAUCAGCAGCCAGUGUGUGUCGUCUGCAGAGACUCUGAAAAACACACCAAUCACAGAUUCAGACCCAUCGAUGAAGCUGCACAACAACACAACAGGAAACUUCAGGAAACUCUGGAGCCCUUAAAGAAGAAGUUAAAGGUUUGUGAAGAAGUUCAAGUGAAGUUUGGUCAAACAGCAGAACACAUUAAGGUCCAGGCCCGACACACAGAGAGGCAGAUUAAGGAGCAGUUUAAGAAGCUUCACCAGUUUCUAGCAGAGGAAGAGGAGGCCAGGCUGGCUGCACUGAGGGAGGAAGAGGAGCAGAAGAGUGGGAUGAUGAAGGAGAAGAUGGAGGCUCUGAGCAGAGAGAUAGCAGCUCUUUCAGACACAGUCAGAGCCACAGAGGAGGAGCUGAGAGCUGAAGACGUCUCAUUCCUGCACAACUACAAGGCUGCAGUGGAAAGAGUCCAGCGCUGCCCCCUGCUGGAUGAUCCACAGCUGCCCUCAGGAGCUCUGAUAGACCAGGCCAAACACCUGGGCAACCUGACCUUCAACAUCUGGAACAACAUGAAGGACAUGGUCUCCUACACUCCUCUCAUUCUGGACCCAAACACUGCUCAUCCAAUCCUCAUCCUGUCUGAAGAUCUGACCAGUGUGAGAGGAGGAGGAGAGAGGCAGCAGCUUCCCGAUAAUCCAGAGAGGUUUGAUCAUUUCUGCUCAGUCCUGGGCUCUGAGGGCUUUAACUCAGGGACUCACAGCUGGGAUGUUGAAGUUGGAGACAGUAUAGUGUGGUUAGUGGGUGUGUUGGCACAGUCUGUGCAGAGGAAGGGACGCAUACUGUCUGAAUUUUGGGGAAUAGUGUUCAAUACAGGUAAAUAUUUUGCAUUCUCACCAUCUGCUAAAACUGCUCUCUCAGUAGAGAAGAAGCUCCAGAGGAUCAGAGUGAAUCUGGACUGGAACAGAGGAAAGCUGUCGUUCUCUGAUCCUGAUACUAACACACACAUACACACCUUCACACACACUUUCACUCACAGGAUGUUUCCAUACGUUUGCACUUAUGGUAAAGUGAAGGUGUUGCCGUUGAAGGUGUCAGUGUCAGUGGAGCAGAUGAGUUGAGGAUGAUGAUGUUUCUAAUGUUGUUUCCUGUCAGUGAAUUGAAGCUGUUAAACUGCAGCUGUCCUCCUGCUGCCUCGUUGUUCCAAAGCUCUUUGUUUCUCUUUUAGUUCUCACUGUUUCUUUCUGUUUCUGCUGUCCACCUUUUCACAUGGAAAAUCAUUUCACUGUUUCUCACUGAAUGACUCCCCAAACUAGAUUUGAAAUUCUAUCAAGUUUCUAUCAUUACAAUUGAUUCAUGUUUCUAUUUGAUGUGUGAACUAUUAAGCUUCAGUAAGCUAUUAUUAAGUUCUUAUUUCAACAUUUACAAAGCAUUACUUCUCCUUACUGUUCAUUUCUAAAUGUUUAUUCUUGAUUAAUAAAGCCCCAUAUAACAUGUUCAUUGUAUCAUUUUUAAAUAAGUGAUAAAGUAUUUAGAUGCACGUCUAUCUCCAUGUUUGUGUGUUAAUAAAUGUUUUAUAAAUGCUUAUUUUAAAAUAUAAUUUUGUAAUUCAUUGUUUGCGACACUUACAAGUUAUUAAGUAUUUUUUGUGACCUCAUCUAAAGUGAAGUGCAAUUUUGCCUUAAACUGUUUUUAUAGUUGACUCAAAAAGUCUCACAUAUCUUCACAACAGAAAAAUGUCACAAAGCACAAAGAGAUGCAAAACAUUCAAAUAUUUUUUUACCAGAUUGAAACAAAGCCCACCUGAGGUUUGCAGGAGAAGAGUCUGAGUUUGUAGGAGGAGUUUAAGAGCGAAAGAUGCACUGAGCCUCAGGAUAGCCCAGCUUAAAAAUAAAAUAUGAAUAAUGUUAUAACGAAACAAUAUUUCACAAAUAAGUGUAAACACCAUAAACAAAUUGUCCAUCAUGGCUGAUAAUGCAGGAGUUUGGAAUGUCUUUAGUUGAUUCCACCUUCCUGUGGUUUGUAGUCGGUUAGCUUUAGUCAGACAAGACAGCAUCCAGUCAGGUUCAGUUUCAAAAUGCUCCUGAAGUAAAAGAAAUACAUGGAGACGAUUUAAUUUGCUGGGAUUUGGACUGACGCGUGUUCAAUUGGAGCAGCAGUUUGUUGUUGCCCUCUUGAUUCUUUAUGACAACAAUAAAUAUAUUUUUAAACAAUGAUUCAUGUUUAACUCCAUAUAUGAAAUGGUUCUAAUAUUUGAAUUGUGGUUGUUUGCAUUUGAUUCACUUUGUCCGAUUAUAAUGAAAUUGAGAUCCUUCUAUUGUGGAAGUAAUGAGUCACUUCCCUCUCCUUACCUCACCCAGGUAAGGAGAGGGAAGCAUCUAAUGUGCCGUAGGUCACAUUAGAUGCUGAAGAGUUGACAAGGAAAAAAAAAACCCCUAAAUGUUAGCUCACAAAGCUUCAGUUAUAGUAUACAAUCAAUUGACAAAUAAUAAACCAAAUUUGUAUAAUCAUCUCCACCAGCCUGGAGCACAGAGAGGAGAAAUUAGACGAACCAAGAAUACAACAACUUUACUGACAUCCUGGAGUCAGUUGAUAGGCGAUUGUCCAGCUUCGAUGCGAUGUUGUCCCUGCUGAAGAUUUUACAGCAGGAAUUUAAAUCCCUGCGGGAAUCUCUGGAAUUCAGCCAGAAUAAGGUGGAAACGGUCGCUCCUAAAAAGUCCUCGCUACGCGACUGAGUUAAGUCUCUAACUGAGAAUGUGACCCAUCUUAAUACAGAAAAUAAAUGCAGGCCUGUAGUAUGAGAGAAAACUAUGUGUUUUCUGGUAUCUCAGAGGAUGCAGAAGCAACUAAUUAAAAGCUGCGAUCGAGUCCAUCGUCUCAGACCUAAGAGGUUGGUUGCCAGGAGACAGCAUCCUGUUGUGGCCAAAUUCGGACAUUUCAAAUAGAAAGACCAGCGAAGAGUUGCGUCAACGCUAAAGGAUUGGACUUCAGCAUAAACCACCAUUUCCCUAAAGAGAUCCUGGAGCAACACAAUGUCCUGUUCCUAAGUCUUCAUUAAUAAGGGCUCUACGUGGACGGACAGCUCUAUCGUGACCCUGCAUCACUCCCUGGUUAUAUUAACAUCACUGCAGAUAAGAAUCUGAAAUGUUGCUUCAGACGCCAACUACACUUAAAGAAAACAGUUCUGUGAAAAUGAAUUCUUGCUGUAGAAAAAGUUAAAAAAAAUAUUCAAUUUAAUGUAAGUCAACAGCUUUACUACAAAUUAGUUUGGUUUGGUGGCAUCCUAUUGUUCGUGCAAUGCCAUGAACGUUAAAGUGCAAUACUAUGUUGUCAGUUCCAAAUGCCUUUGGCUUAAACUUUUGUUUGUAUUUGUGCAACACUUGAAUUUAGAAAGCGAAGGUUGUUAUAUGUUUUGAAAAGGGAUAUCUGAUUAAAUAUGAAGAUUUUCUAAUGGACUUGUACUUCUUUGCAUGAAAAAGGUGAAAAAACAUGGACUUAUUAUAAUUAUUAAUAUUAAUAGGUAAUUAUGUUAAUAUUGUACUGCUCUAACCCACUUGACAUCUAAUUAGGCUGUAUGUUGCCCCGUGAACCAAAACGACUUUAACACCCCUGAUUUACACUAUAAUAACCUGCCUGGAACAUCAGCAUCUGUCCUCUGGGAAGCAGGGAAAGCUGUGAUGAGUUAAAAUAAUUGCAUUUCAUUUUAAAAAGAAAAAAAUAUAUUCAGGGAUUAGAAAAAAAACAUCAAAUCCUCCAAAGAAGCCUUCGUGUCCCAACAGGAACAGGAAAUACUGAACAAAAUAUGUAAAACUAGAAUUAAAUGAAAUUAUUAAUAAGACAGUCAAGCAAUAACGCUGGAUUCACCGCUGACAACAGGUGAACUCCAGCAGGAAUUAGACAGGCUAUAGUGAUUGAGGGCAUAGGAUGCAAGAAUGUGGAACAUAACAUCUUUAUGCGGAUGAUGUUUACUUUUUCUCCAAGACUCACAAACCACUCUCUCUGAGGUAAUUAUAUUAAUAAACUCUUUUUCAAGAUUUUCAGAUUAUUCAGUAUCUAUACUUCUUCUGAUUAAUUGCUCGUUUCAUAAUUCUUCUUCUACACCACUGCAGUCUAGAAAUAUAAACCCCCGUGUGCUAUCUUAAAAAAGCUACAAAGGACAAAGAAGGACUAGAUCUGCCUAACUUCUUAGCCAACAGGCUUAGGAUGGUUAAAACAUACCCUUUCAGAUGGGCCCUGGCUAGACGUAGAACAGGCUCUAACAAUAACAGAGAUUUUGGAACUACCAUUUAUCAGCUCAAACAUCAAAUGACAUCAAUAUCAGCUCCUUCCUGACAGCAUGGUGGGAGUUUCUAAAAAUGAUGAGUCUUCAUUAAUCCCAUGCAAACGUUCACCUAUCUGGAAGAACCCUGACAUAUUACAAAACAAUAAUAUAAUUAACUUCCCAGAUUGGAGUUGUAAAUGAAUUAAAUACUUGGAGCAUAUAUUCUAAGGAACAGACUAGUCCAUCUAAUAGACUAGCUAUACAGUGUGGGACUAACAAGAAUAGAUUUUUAGAAUAUCAACAAAUUAAAUCUAUAGUAAAAAAAAACAAACAAAAAGGAAUUUAAGGCUAAUGAAGUUAAAUAACAAACACCAUCACAAUUCCUUAAUCUUAAAACCCCCAAAAUACUGUCUAAAAUAUACAGGACAGUCUCCAAAAUAGAUGAAUCAAUAUCUCUUCCUAUUGCAAAAUGGGAAGCAGAUUUAUCAGUCAGUUUAGACCAAAAGUUCUGGUCUCAGAUAUGCGUAAAAAGCUUUAAAUUAAUUAGAAAUCCCAGUCUACAACCAAUACUACGCAAAACACUACAGAGUGCACUAUACAGGUCAGUGGAUAGUGCUAACCCCUCUUCUUCAGAACAGCUGUUAUGAUUAACUUCAGCCACAAGAUGGCAGCAGCUGGUCUGAGAUCCUUUAUCGGAAAGAAGAAUUCAACUCUCAGGUGUCAUGAGACAGUCUUCACUUUCAGAGAUGAAUUCAUGCCUGCACUGCCUUGUUGGUCCUAAACCUGGGAUUAUAAGGUUCUUUUUCUUACAGAAAAAGCAAAGACAAAGAGGAGCCGGGAGGCGUGUAGAGAAAAAUAUUGGAGCUUUAUUUAGUAUCAAAGCGGAGCGUGUCGUCCAGCCGAAGGAACGUCUCCGACUGCUUCACAUGGAAACGUCAGCAGGAAGUUUGUAAUGACGGAGCUCGUUUCAUCAGCUUGUUUUACUUCAUUUACAGCAGAAGAACUGAAAGUGUGUGGAGGGGAAGGGAUUUAAAGGAGCAAAGCGCUGUUUUUAGAGCCUUAAAGAGAAAUCACAUUUCCAGUCUGAAUCCUGUAAACUUCACAUGAUGAUCCAGCAUGAACCUGCAUUCACAAUCACUUCCUGUGUGCUUUAAUUCAACAUCUUUUCACCCUGCUGACAGUCUGUUCAUCACUUCAUCUGCACGUCAGAUGACGCCCAGGUUCAUUUACUUUGAACGACUUUGGACCUCUGAAAAUCAGAGAGCUAAAAGAAGAAUUUACAAGGCCCUGUGAGACAUUUGUAACUAGCGCUCACAGUUAGAAGAUGAAGUUUUGACGUCUUCAUGCGAUUCAUGUAUUUCCUGUUUCACACUGAAAAAAAGUGUUGUUUUGGAUGAGAGACGUGCUGCUGAUAGACACAAUCUGCAGAUUUCUACCCUGAGUUCAAAAUAAACAUUUUAUCUGUAACUUAACUGUUUCUUUAAUUCAUCAUAAAUAUAACCAAUCACAGCUCAUGCAGGGUUUAUUGUGAAGAAGAUGCACUAAAUGUAAGUGAAAGUUACCAGAGGAGAGAUUAGAGUAACAGCUGUGGUUGAAACUAAAGAGCUCCAGAGGAAAAGCUAAAAUUGUUUCUUUAAAGUAAAUGUUUGUCUUUAAACCGUUUCUAAUAUUAACACUUAUGAUAUGUGACUGAAUAAUCAGCGGAAUGAAUUAAACGGCUCUUCAGAAAUAAAUAGAUUUGUUCUUUUUGUCUGUUUCACAUUUGAAACACUAAGUAAUAAGCAGUCAUUAAACAAAACAGCGGUUAGCAACAGGACUCAAAAUCACAUAAAUCACUGAACUAUUAUUGACAAAAAUACAAAAUUCACAACAAAUACACUCAAUAUGAACUGAAACUAAAACAGGUGUGUGUUAGACUUUUAAUUUGGAAGACAUUCUUUUUUUUUUUU
Oreochromis aureus is the source of this 6723-nucleotide messenger RNA. Its product is annotated as nuclear factor 7, ovary-like. NCBI's taxonomy places the organism in Eukaryota, Metazoa, Chordata, Actinopteri, Cichliformes, Cichlidae. Gene Ontology annotation, molecular function: zinc ion binding; protein binding. The record is from RefSeq and is a predicted model, not a curated record. The transcript has 3 exons. The coding region runs from base 255 to 1634 and encodes 459 amino acids.